AUGCCCAACGACGAGCUGGCAGACUUCCGAGCGCGCAUGGCGCAGCCGCCCAAGGACUGGGUCGAGGCCGCGCUCGUGGCAGUGCUCAAAGAUCCCGUGUUCUAUACUGCGGUCGGACUCGGCGCUUUCUUCCUGCUGGUGGUCCUGGCGCUCUUUGCGACAAAAGUGCUGCUGGACGACAUUGGAGCGCACGAGACGCAAGCGGAGCAAGCGAUGGAGCGCAAGACGGACAAGAAGGAGCAGUAG
Molecule: messenger RNA, 246 nt
Organism: Hyaloperonospora brassicae
Lineage: Eukaryota; Oomycota; Peronosporomycetes; Peronosporales; Peronosporaceae
Source: the annotation of a GenBank genome assembly